AGAGGCCGUUUGGUUGGUGGAGGAGAAGCACCGGGCGGGACUUCCCCCGGCUUGUCAUUUUAAUAUUUCCUCCUGGAUACUUUCUGUUUCUCCCUUUCUCCCCUCCCCACAUUUUUUGCAUUCUCUCCGUUUUGCAACUGGGUGCUGCUCGGGGCAGAGACUCCUUUUCCAUUGCUCCGCUGGAAAGGUAAAAAUCCAGUUGUUGUUUUUUAAGGGAUGGGGACCUCGUGCAAGGCAGCGAAGGGGGUGGGUUGGUUGUUGUUGGAUGUGUCUUUUUUUUUGCGCGAGUGUGUUUCGCGAGAGUUUUUUGCACGUGAGAACGCAAAAGGGGUCUGUAGGAUGGAGUCGGUGGACAAACCCCCCCUCCCGGGUGCAUUCCGCAAAAAAAAUAUCUCCCCUUAAGCCAUGCAAAGCUUACCGAUACCAGCAUAGAGGCAGAUAGAGCGGAGGGGGGGUGGAGAUCUUGAGGCUUCCGUGUGCAGUUUUGGGGCAGGGGUCGGGGGGGGCAGAGUUGUUGCUGCUUUGGGGGGGUCUUGCUUUUGAGCAGCCUGUUGGGGCAGCUGGUUGACCACAGUGAGAACAGGAUACUGGGCUGAUCCGAUGUUUUUACAUUAAAUAACCAAGCGAAAUAUUAUUAUUAUUAUUUGUUUCACUUUAUGAUGUAUAUAAAACAGAACAGUUGCAGAUGGGUUAAAACAAGAAAGUCCAGGUAAAUAAUAUGAGCGUUAUCCGAUUAUAAAGUAUACUUCCAGAUUUGUGAUGAAAAGCUUGUUUGUUUGUUUUUAAAGUGUUGAAUAAUAAACAGCGGUGCUGAAAAUUGGCCGUAUUUUGGUUCUCUUCGCCGCGUAAAAAGGUCAGGUUUGCUCCGCAAGGCUGUGGCGAGUUUCGUUUGCUCAGAAAUCGGAAAUGGGAACUGGACCACGCCUCAAGAGUUGCCCCAAGGCAUGGGGCAUUUCUCUCUGGCUUUGCCUUCAUUUGAUUGCAAAAAGAGAUUAGACAAAAUGGGCUGAUUUGCUUGCAGGGAGGUGAUACAGUGGUACCUCGGGUUACAUACACUUCAGGUUACAGACUCCGCUAACCCAGAAAUAGUGCUUCAGGUUAAGAACUUUGCUUCAGGAUGAGAACAGACAUCGUGCUCCGGCGGCACGGCAGCAGGAGGAGGCCCCAUUAGCUAAAGUGGUGCUUCAGGUUAAGAACAGUUUCAGGUUAAGAACGGACCUCCGGAAUGAAUUAAGUGCUUAACCCGAGGUACCACUGUAUUGAUGUUGCGUCAAAGCAAGUGUUGCGUCCACACAUUCGAUUUUAUUUUCUUAUCUUAUCGCUUUCCUCCUUGCAAAAAACUCCCCAAUCUUUUUGGGAAGCAGGUUUGUUGCGCAAGAGACCAUUCAAAUAAUUUAGAAUGGCACGAACAGUUGUCAUAUUUUGAAAAGGACGCUAUGAUGACUCUCAUUUUAAAUACCCCCUACUAUAUGUAGGCUAUAAAGGUAAAGGGACCCCUGACCAUUAGGUCCAGUUGCGGCCGACUCUGGGGUUGCGGCGCUCAUCUCGCUUUUUUGGCCGAGGGAGCCAGCGUUCAGCUUCCAGGUCAUGUGGCCAGCAUGACUAAGCCGCUUCUGACGAACCAGAGCAGGACACGGAAACACCAUUUACCUUCCCACCGGAGUGGUACCUAUUUAUCUACUUGCACUUUGACGUGCUUUCGAACUGCUAGGCUUGCAGGAGCAGGGACCAAGCAAUGGGAGCUCACUCCGUCGCGGGGAUUCGAACCGUUGACCUUCUGAUCAGCAAGUUCUAGGCUCUGUGGUUUAACCCCCGGGGUUCGAAGUGCAAGUAGAUAAAUAGGUACCGCUCCAGUGGGAAGGUAAACAGCAUUUCCGUGCGCUGCUUUGGUUCGCCAGAAGCGGCUUAGUCAUGCUGGCCACAUGACCCAGAAGCUGUACGCCGGCUCCCUUGGCCAUUAAAGCGAGAUGAGCGCCGCAACCCUAGAGUCGGUCACGACUGGACCUAAUGGUCAGGGGUCCCUUUACCUUUACAUGACAGGGUUGUUGCAUAGGCAUCUUCAUGUUAAUAGUGGGGUACACACUACAGGGUUGUUGUAUAAACCUGCUCUUCUUCUCUUCUCUCUCUCUCUGUCGUACACAAACACCAAACGCCGUUGAAGUCUGUAGUUUAUUAACAAUGAAUUAAAUUGCUGAACUGGCAUAACACUCCCUCUCCCAAACCACGUGGCUGUCAUGGCAUUGGGAUGCUUUUAACCUUUAAAGCCACACCCGAAAUGAAAAAUGAGUUACAUAAAUCAGGAACUGGAACUCCUGUUGUUAGUCCUUUCUGUUUCGUUGGGGCAGAGGUUAUAGGGGCUGCUUUCACAGCUCUGAUAACAGUCUUCAUGUGCAUAAAGAUAGAUAGGUAUUAAAACCGCUAAAUAAAGAUUGGUUUAUUCCAACAGGCCUUCGGGAACUGAUUUAUUUAUUUUUAUUUUUAAAGAAAGGGCUUUUAAAUACUGCAGGGCUGUAUUUAUUAUCUGUAUAUUAAUAUUUUUUUUAAUAUUGUUUCAAUUCUAUUAGUGGCUUAAUGACUAUGAUUACCUUUUAUAUGUUCUCAGCUUUUAGGUUUUUAAUCUCUGUUAUUAUAAUUUUUGUAAGCAGCUUUCAGUCCUGGUCUGGAAAGAAGGUGGGUUAUAAAAUAUAACGACAACAGUAAUGGUAAUGAAUUCAUAUUACAAAUAUUGCUGUUAUUAUUUAUAUCCCACUUUUCUUCCAAGGUUCCCUGCCAAUCCCAUCAUUUUUUCCUCACAACAUCCCUGUGAGGGAGGUUAGGGCUGAGUUUAAUGACUGAAUUGUGAUUUGAACCCUGGUCUCUUCCAGGCCCUCUAACCACUAUGCCAGACUUUUUUUUGUGAAUAGCCAUCAGUUUUAUCCUUCAAGCAGAUGGUGAGGGUGGCAAAAUGGCGUCAAGAACGAACCAGGAAAUUCCAUUUUUAUGCCAUGAAAUUUUGUCAGAACUGUUGGGGAACUGCCAGGCAUAGUAGGAGAGCAGGCGCUGCCCCCCCACAGCAGAUUUCCCACAGAUUUUGACACUCAGAUAGACACUCUCGGUUUGCGGAGGCUCCAAAAAUCCAUUUAGCCCAUAAUUCCGUUUCCAGUGACAACCGGGUAGAAGCUUCUAAGGAAGUUCACAAGAAAGCAGGGCCUUCCCUGCUGUUCCUACUCCACCCCCAUAUGAUCCUCUGAGGUAUACUGCCUUGACAAAUGGAGGUUCAGAUCAGCUAUAAUAAGAGCCAGUGGGGGGGGGGCGGGGACGGGACACAUAUCUCUAGUUUCGACAAUCUGCUUUCCACAGAAGCCUUCAUCAAGGCAUGAAGGCAUGAAGGAGAUGGCCUGCUUCCCUCUUGACCGAACACAGUGUCAGGUAUAUUGCCUUGGAGUAUGGAGGUUCUGUUCAGGUGCUGAGACCAAUACACUUCUGAAACGCCAGGGAUGGGGGGAGCAGUCUAUAAAUUAUUUCAUGCUAACCCUAUGCCAGGAUUUAUUUAUUUUUUGCAAUGUUUUAUUGUUUGCUUAAAAUUAUUAUUGUACAAUAUGGGUUGUAUUCAACUCACUUUUACUCAUAGAGUAGACCCAUUGGACCUCAGGCGUAUCCAGUAAUUUCAAUGGGUCUACUCUGAGUAGGGGGAUGUGGGUGGCGCUGUGGGUUAAACCAAGAGCCUAGGACUUGCCGAUCAGAAGGUCGGUGGUUCGAAUCCCCAUGACGGGGUGAGCUCCCGUUGCUCAGUCCCUGCUCCUGCCAAUCUAGCAGUUCGAAAGCACGUCAAAGUGCAAGUAGAUAAAUAGGUACCACUUCAGCAGGAAGGUAAAUGGCGUUUCCAUGUGCUGCUCUGGUUCGCCAGAAGCGGCUUAGUCAUGCUGGCCACAUGACCUGGAAGCUGUACGCUGGCUCCCUCGGCCAAUAAAACGAGAUGAGCGCUGCAACCCCAGAGUCGGCCACGACUAGACCUAAUGGUCAGGGGUCUCUUUACCUUUACUCUGAGUAGGAGUAGUAGGGGAUAGCUGUUUAAAUUAACUUUAAUUUUUAAAAAGCCAGAGGCUUUUCUAUUAGGAUUUGUAGGUGCUGAUAUCCCAAGGGAGCAGAAAAUACUCUUUAUGUAUGCAACGACAGACGCACUGAUGCUAUUAGCCCAGGGAUGGCUAAUAGAGAAGAAUGGCAAAUUAAACUGUUGUUGGACUAUGCCAAAAUGGCAAAGCUUGACCAGAAAGCUCAGGAACCAAGAAGACCAAAACUUCAACAAAGAAUGGGGGAAACGUAUAAUUUAUCUUGGAGUCCACUGCAAGCAGGUGAAAACAUUAGCAGAAUUGCGAUAACACUUGUAACCUAGCAAGUACUAUGGAGUUCUUUAAAACGUGGGACUAUUGAAAAAGAUGCAGUAGGAAAGGUUUAACAAUAGGGCCCAUGGAGGUGAAGUCCGGAGAUUCAGAGGAAUCUUUUAAUCGUUGAUGUGUAUGGUUGUAUGUGUAUGUUAUGAUUUUAUAUUCAAAGAAAAAUGAUUUCAAAAAUAAAUAAAUAAAUGUGGCCCUUCCCUCAACAGCUCUUUUACCGAUUUAUUAUUUUUUUCCUUUUUUGCAGACAGCUGAGAACACCCCAGAGUAAGAUGGUGAGCAUCGGAGAUUUGCCGGAAGACAUCCUGAUCGAUGUGCUGUGCCUGGUCCCCGCCAGGGAGCUGGUUCUCCGCUGCCGCCUCGUUUGCUUGCUGUGGCGCAACGUGGUGGACCUCCCUUCGCUGUGGAAGCGAAAGUGUCACCUUGAAGGGUUCCACCCCCGUGCGCCGGAUAGGAACGUUCCCGACUGGAAGAUAUUCUACUUCCUCUCCACCCUGCGGAAGAACUUAAUUCAGAACCCUUGUGCCGAAGGUUUGUUCUUGUCUUGUCAAGACAGAAGUACUGUUCUUGGGGGACAGGGGGUGGGCUGGUGUGGAGGACUCCCUGGUCCUGAAUGGGGUAACUGUGCCCCUGAAGGACCAGGUGCGCAGCCUGGGAGUCAUUUUGGACUCACAGCUGUCCAUGGAGGCGCAGGUCAAUUCUGUGUCCAGGGCAGCUGUUUACCAACUCCAUCUGGUACGCAGGCUGAGACCCUCCCUGUCCGCAGACUGUCUCGCCAGAGUAGUGCAUGCUCUGUUUAUCGCCCACUUGAACUACUGCAAUGCGCUCUAUGUGGGGCUACAUUUGAAGGUGACCCGGAAACUACAACUAAUCCAGAAUACGGCAGCAAGACUGCUGACUGGGAGUGGCCACCGAGACCAUAUAACACCGGUCUUGAAAGACCUACACUGGCUCCCAGUAUGUUUCCGAGCACAAUUCAAAGUGUUGGUGCUGACCUUUAAAGCCCUAAACGGCCUCGGUCCAGUAUAUCUGAAGGAGCGUCUCCACCUCCAUCGUUCUACCCGGACCCUGAGGUCCAGCUCUGAGGGCCUUCUGCCAGUUCCCUCACUACAAGAAGCUAAGUUACAGGGAACCAGGCAGAGGGCCUUUUUGGUAGUGGCACCUGCCCCGUGGAACACCCUCCCAUCAGAUGUCAAAGAGAAAAAUAACUACCAAACUUUUAGAAGGCAUCUUUAGGCAGCCCUGUUUAGGGAAGCUUUUAAUGUUUAAAAGGUUAUUGUAUUUUAGUGUUUUGUUGGAAGCCGCCCAGAGUGGCUGGGGAAACCCAGCCAGAUGGGCGGGGUAUAAAUAAAUUAUUAGUAGUAGUAGUAGUAGUAGUAGUAGUAGUAGUAGUAGUAGUAUUUGGCGCAGAUUUCGAGCUGAUUUGGAGCACCCUUCCUUCAAACGUUGGUGGGGUGUGGGUGGCGUUGAGCUGGGCCUCAAAAAUCUGGAGGAUGGGAUGCGGCCCUCGAGGCCUUUCUGUCUGGCCCUCAGGAAUUUUGCGAGCCACGCCCCCUUCUCCACAAGCCACACCCUUCGCCCUCCCUGCUUCCCGACCUGAGCGUUUGUCCCUGGAUGGGAUGUAAAAAGGAGGCGGGUGGCGCUGUGGUCUAAACCACCGAGCCUCUUGGGCUUGCCGAACAGAAGAUCGGCGGUUCGAAUCCCCACGACGGAGCGAGCUCCUGUUGCUCUGUCCCAGCUCCUGCCAACCUAGCAGUUCGAAAGCACGCCAGUGCAAGUAGAUAAAUAGGUACCGCUUUGGUGGGAAGGUAAACAGCGUUUCCGUGCGCUCUGGUUUCUGUCACGGUGUCAGAUUGUUGAAAACCUUUGAAACUCAAUAAAAAACAAUGGGCGAAAAAUAAAGAGAAAAGAACAGCCGUAGUGAUCACUGUCAUGGAAUCAUAGAAUGGUAGACUUGGAAGGGACCACGACAUAGCUGUCAACAUUCCCUUUUUCUGUGGGAAAUUCCCUUAUUCCAGCGCUGCUUCCCGCUGCUAUCCCGGAUUGUUAGAUAUCCCGUAGACUGUCCCCGGGACACGUGAGGCUGCUGAUCCCUUAUUUUCGAGGCUGCUGAUCCCUUAUUUUCAAAUCUGAAAGUUGACAGCUAUGGACCACAAGGGUUAUCUUGUUAAACCCGCUGCAAUGAGGGAAUCUUUCGCCCCACGUGGGGCUCGAACCCACAACCCUGAGGUUAAAGAGUCUCAUGCUCUGCUGACUGAGCUAUGGAAGGAUCUGGUAAAAUGCCAAGAGCGGUCAGAGCAAUUCAGAGCCUUGAAAAGCACAUCCAGCUGAAAGAGGAAGUGGAAAUGAGUGCCUCUCUUUCAGUUUCCUCCUUCAGCUCUGUGUACUUGUCAAGGGACUUGGAAAAGGUCACUGCCAAUUGGACAGUGAUGGUGUCCUCUGCUUUCAUUAUAUCUUCUCUUUCUGCUUUCCCCUACAGCGGGCUUCAACUCCUGGAAAAUUGAACAGAAUGGAGGGGACAAGUGGAAGAUUGAGGACCUUCCUGGACACCAUGGGAGGGAAUUUCCUGACCCGCACGUCCGCAAAUACUUCGUGACAUCUUACGGGUGAGGAUUGUGGGUCUUACGUGAAAGAUCUUAGCGUUGUACCUGACAAACUUCUUCCUUUUCGGGUAUGCCAGUUUGCACCCAGAUGCCACCCUCUGGGUUGUCUCCAGCCAAGUCCUACUGAGAGACAGGCCAGCUGAAAUUCCUGGACCUAAAUCAGUCUCGAGGACUAGUAACUUCCAUUUUUUAUUUAUUUUUAAAAUGAAAUGAGAUUCCUAGGGUGCACCAGUUUUCAUCCAGAUACCGACAAUGUUCCAUUCGAGAAUUGACCCAUUGAGGGGGGAAAUGGACCAUAGUCAGUCAUGUCCCUUGACUGCAGUGGGUCUACUCUGAGUAGGACUAGUAUUGGAAGUAACCCAUGCUGAAAGGUGAGAUCAGAUUGGCCUUGUUGUCUGGUUGCCAAAGAGAGCAGGAGGUAGGGUCAUCGUGGCUGCCUGUCAGAUGUUGGUGGGGAAUCUGUGGCUUUGAGACGUUGUUGGGCUUCUAGUAGCCAUGCUCCAGGAUGAUGGGAGUCAGAGUCCAGCAACACCUAGAGGGCCACAGGUCUCUCAUCUCUGUGUUAUGUAAUAAACAAAAAUCUGCCCUUAUUCCCUUACGGGGGACACAAGAGCCCUUAUAGAGUCCUUUGUAGGUUCUCCAUCGGUCAGAGGAAAGAACAGAGGCCAACCAGAGAAUAUUGAGAAGCAAAGCGGCUUGUAAGCCUGAUCUUUAUUGAACAGUUGCAACAGGGUGCCCCCUUCACACACAGGAGAAGGAGGAGGACCCAGAACCAAGGUGUGUCCCCCCUUAUAUAGACAUUUUAAAUUGCCAGCCCUGGAGUCCAAGACCACCCCCAGAAACAUCAUACAUACAUCACAGAAGGGGUGUAGCUUCAGACCACCCCCCAGAUACAUCAUACCUACAUCACGGAAAGGGAGGUCUACAGCAGAAAUCUGAGUGCUUUGUUUACCUCCUGUCGUUGUUUAUCUCCUGUCUGGCAGAUUACCUGUUAAUGCUUACUGGAUUGAUUCCCUGGGGAGCCUGGCCAAUCUUUUGUAAUGAUAAAUACUUAGUUCCUGAGCCAGAUCACAGGCUCACCCUAUUCAUAUACAGAUAAGACAGGAUUUGUGAAGGAAAAGACAACGGGGAGGCUUUUCCAUUUGACUUUGCAGAAAAAAAACACCUGGCCAGUUUGGGAGUCAAAAUGGCAACAUGGCUGUUCUCCUGUGCAGCUUCAGACAUGUGGUUUAUAUAUUUAUGUACGUGUUUGCUUGGUACAUUUAUGAACCUUUAUUAUAUACAUAAGACCUUAAUUUUUUUAUUUCAGUUAAAAGAAGGCAGAGUGGUUAUUGUCAUGGAAUUCUACUCAAUAUUGAUCCAGAGCAGAACUCCGACAUAGUUAGCAAAGUAAAAACUUAAACGUUGCAAGAUUCCCAAAAAAUAGACCAGAGGCAAUUGUAUUUCAUCCAGCAGAGCUUUACUGCUACUGAAGGCAAAUGAGCAUAAUGGUCACAAAUAAAAUACAUACAGGAUUGGCACUGUCCAUAAGAAAUCCAGUUGUAGCAGAAGUAACUUACAAUAACUUAGAAUAACACUAAGCAUACUAUGUGCAGAACACCACACCAGAAGGAAAAGAGAUCGGAAUAGGAAGUGAAACCCAAGCUCCUUCUGGCCCUACUUUUAUAGACAGCAUGACCUUGACUGAAAGUGAUAACAGAACCAGUUUAAGCCAGCUGUACUCAGCUUCUCUGAAGGAAUAACCCAAAGAUCAUGAACCUUCUGCUUGUUUCUGUCACACGGAGAAGCUUGAGGCGUACCCAAAGCAAAGGAAGGAUUGAACUCUGAUUAAUAAGAAUACACACAGAGGCUUGAACCAGCAAGACUCUGGGAAGGGUGCGUAUAAUAAUCUCUGUCUCCACCCUCUAGCCCAGGUCGUUUUAUUCACAAAAGAACUUUUUUCAGAAUGUUCGUAAGAACCAAUCAGAUAUCUUCUGAGCAUUUCAACAAACCCCAAGUGGGGACAAAGUUAAACUACCAAAACUAAUUAAGCACACAUAUUUCUGGGGUAAACAAAACAGAACUACAAAGGAGUGCAUUUGGCAACUCCUGAGGUCAUGAACAAGCAAUACACUUGAUAAGAAGGAUGGCCAGGAAGACAGCGAUCAUUAUCACCUUCCCUAAGAUUAACAUCCUAAGAUUAACAUAUCAGAAAAGCUGCAUCAAAGAAACUUGCCCACUUUCUUUAUGGCCCAGGAGGCAUGCCUGGCAAAGCAACUGGCAGUGUAUGUGACUGGUCAAGAAAGAGAAAUGGAAGAGGGAUGCAGAGGUUUGGAAUGAUCAAAAAUCAUAUCAAAAUAGUUUAAACCCAGUCAACGCAAUGCUUUCAUUGCUGACACAGAUGGUUUACUCUAUAUUUGUUAUAAUUCCUCAUAGCAAUCCCACCUGUUCACUACAAAGCUUCCAGAAUAAGUAGAAUAGGAAAGAUCUCUACAUAUCAGAGCAAUGCUUUUUGCACUAAGAAAUGCAAACUGACAGUUAUGGUGGUAGCCAGGGGCAGUAAAGGCAAGUGAUGGAGUUCAGGGAUGAGGAACCUGUAGCCGUCCAGGACUCCCAUCAGCCCCAGUCAGCAUGAGAUAAUGGGAGAUGUUGUCAUACAACAUCUGGAGCUUCUCCAGCUCAGCAUUAAAAGGAAGCAGAGUUCUGACGGUGUUAGCUAGGGGCAGCAAAGACAAGUAACAGUUCAAAUAUGGUGAACCUGUGGCCUUCAGGAUAUUUUAGACCUCCCCCCUCAGCCAGCAGAGCCGAUGACUGGAGAUGAUGAGAAUUGUGUCCCAGAGCGACGCAGCUUCCUCAUUCCUCCCGUAAAAUUGGGUUGACGCGUUUGUUUGCCCCAUUAGUCCUUCUGUCCCCCCUUAAAUUUAAUUUGAAUUCAGCCUGAUCUUCUAUUUCCCUUUUCUUUCCCCCCCUCCCCUUUUAUGAAGAUCACCCGCUCUGAGACCCCACAGCUAAUUCUCCUCCGGCCUCCUUGCUGGCCCAAGUAGGGCCCAGCUAGCCCUGGGGAUUAUCUAAUGCUUAUUUCCCCUAAAUUGAUUUCUGAAUUUUGAAUUUUAUUGUUAUUCAUGUUUUUAUACUGUAUUUUAUGCUGUUUUUACAAUUAAGUGUUUUAAAUUUGUUGUUAGCUGCCCUGAGCCCGGUUUUUGAACCGGGAAGGGCGGGGUAUAAAUAAAAAAUGUAUUAUUAUUAUUAUUAAAUUUGCGCUGAGACUUUCCAGUCCCAGAGGCUGUUUCCAGUGCUUCGGCUCAGCUCCGGAAGACACCAUGCGGAGAAAAUCCUUAGCUGUUUCCAAGAGCUUUUUCUCUGGCGGUAUGCAGUACUGCCACCUUUUGCAGGGGAGACUGGAGGGCUCCAAAUUCCUGUCAGAGUAUUAUGCAUACUUCUCCAAGCCUGGGGAAGCGCUUGCCCAGCUUUGAGAAGGAAGCACGAUGCUCUGACAGGAUUUUAGAGCCCUGCUGCCUCCUUCCCAAAGCCAGGCAGGGGAGGCCUCUUCCCAUGGGCAGGAGCACCAAGCAGCUAACCCGCCCUCACUGUCCAGCCUUGGCAUCAGGCUACGCCCCGCCCCCAUGCACUGCCCCACUUGCUGGUGAAUACCGGCACUUUUUCCCCCUACAAGAAAAGCAUUGGCAUACGGCCUCAGCCCAGUCUACCUGAAGGAGCGUCUCUACCCCCAUCGUUCUGCCCGGACACUGAGGUCCAGCGCCGAGGGCCUCCUGGCAGUUCCCUCCCUGAGAGAAGUGAGGUUACAGGGAACCAGGCAGAGGGUCUUCUCGGUGGUGGCACCCGCCCUGUAGAACGCGCUCCCAUCAGAUGUCAAAGAGAUACAACUACCUGACAUUUAGAAGACAUCUGAAGGCAGCCCCGUUCAGGGAAGUUUUUAAUGUGUGACAUUUUGAUGUAUUUUUAAUCUUUGCUGGAAGCCGCCCAGAGUGGCUGGGGAAACCCAGCCAGAUGGGCAGGGUACAAAUAUUAUUAUUAUUAUUAUUAUUAUUAUUAUUAUUAUUAUGGCCCCAUGGAGAAGAGAUCAAAAUGGCCCAACGGGAAUCUCAGGGGUGUGGUCUCCCUCCCUCUCAAGAAAGUGACUCUGAAGGUGUUUGUUUGCUUGUUGCAAACCUCUCCUCCCUGCCACACGGACUCCCUGCCCCCCCUUUUGAACCACUGGUACUUUUGAACACCUCCAAUGUGCCUUUGCAGGCUCUGCCUCAAAAACCAGCUUGUUACCUUAAAGAAUCAUGGCUACUGGGAUGAGCUGAUGGACGAGGUCAAGCCAGCUAUUGUGGUGAAGGAUUGGUAAGUAAAUUGGGGUGGGCGGGAGGAGAGAACUCAGAGAAAGGAGGGCACAAAAACGGCAGGAAGGGGUAACAGCACUGAAAGCCCACUUUAUUUGCUAUAGAAUGAGGCACACUUAAUUCCUUGCAGGGGUAACUAUUUGCAAAGGUAUGUUCACUGUUAAUCUCCUGCAAUGGGGUAGUGGCCCUGGGGCUAGAUACUAUUUCUGCAGUGGGGUUUCUGCCUCCAGCAUCCCAGAGCUAACCAAUCUGCACAAAAGUGGAGCUUUUUAGCCACUGAGAAGGAGUCUUCUAACCCUUUGUGCCAACGGGAGCCAAUUGGAGUGAAAAGAGGCAAGUCGGCCACUGAGAACGGGCUCCUAGGGUCCCUCUGGAGAAGGCAUGUGGGAAACGAGUUGUUCUGUGUGCUUCAAAGCUAUAAACAAGCUAUAAACUGUAAACAGGUUGAUACAGUGGCAGGAUUUUAAGUGAACACUUGCAACUAGUAGAAGAUUAGAUAAAAUUAAGGGAAAUAAUAAUUGGAUAAGUAUGGAAAUGGGACGCGGGUAGCGCUGUGGGUUAAACCACAGAGCCUAGGACUUGCCGAUCAGAAGGUCGGCAGUUCGAAUCCCCGCGACGGGGUGAGCUCCUGUUGCUCGGUCCCAGCUCCUGCCAACCUAGCAGUUUGAAAUCACGUCAAACUGCAAGUAGAUAAAUAGGUACCGCUCCAGCAGGAAGGUAAAGGGCGUUUCCGUGCGCUGCUCUGGUUCGCCAGAAGCGGCUUAGUCAUGCUGACCACAUGACCUGGAAGCUGUACACCGGCUCCCUCGGCCAAUAAAGCGAGAUGAGCGCUGCAACCCCAGAUUUGGCCACGACGGGACCUAAUGGUCAGGGCCCUUUACCCUUUACCUAAAUAUGGAAAUGCAGCAGAAUUUUGUUUAUAUAAGGAGCCAGAAGAGGGUAUGCAGGGAAGUCUAGAGAUUCAAAGAAUCUCAAAGAGAAGGUUCGUGAAAAUGUAUCUGUAUAAAUCCAGAUCUGGUAGAAACGUGAGUUAACUUUUGUUUUUAAUUGUGGAAAUGUAACUCUGGAAAAUAAAUAAAUUUACAAAAGAAAAAAAGCUCAGCAUUUAGGAGCACUGAAAUGCAAGGUUUCAAGGGUAUGGUGUGCAAGCUUUUAUUACGUACAGUGGAACUUCUAAAGUCACCUUGAAAAUUGAUAGUGCAGCACUCCCAAUCAUUUGCCUGUGAAAGUAGUAGAUCCAGGCAACUUGUGGAGAUCUGCACUGAUAGUUGCAAUGCAUCCCUCGUUAUUAAAGGUAAAGGUAAAGAUAAAGAUAAAGGGACCCCUGACCAUUAGGUCCAGUCAUGGCCGACUCUGGGGUUGCGGCGCUCAUCUCUCUUUACUAGCCGAGGGAGCCGGUGUACAGCUUCCGGGUCAUGUGGCCAGCAUGACUAAGCCGCCUCUGGCGAACCAGAGCAGUGCACAGAAACGCCGUUUACCAUCCCGCUGGAGCGGUACCUAUUUAUCUACUUGCACUUAGAUGUGCUUUGGAACUGCUAGGUUGGCAGGAGCAGGGACCGAGCAAAGGGAGCUCACCCCGUCGCGGGGAUUCGAACCGCCGACCUUCUGAUCAGCAAGUCUUAGGCUCUGUGGUUUAACCCACAGUGCCACCUGCGUCCCAUUCCCUUGUUAUUAGUAUUAUAUAAUUAUAAGAUAAUUGCAGGUGUGUGGCUGUGAGCAGGUAGGGUGGCCUUGAAGGAAGGGCCCCAGAACUUCCAAAUUUGACACCGCACUACCGACCUCCAGUGCCAGAUUUACGUAUAAGCUAAACAAGCUCUAGCUUAGGACCCCACUCUCUUGGGGCCCCCAAAAAAUUUAAAGUAAAAAAACCUGGAUGUACAUUUCCAAAAUAUAAGAUAAAAAACAAAUAAAAUAAAACCUACAUACAGCAACAGUGUUUUGUGUUGUGUAGGUUCCUAUGAUGUACAUCUUUUGUUAUGUGCAAAUGGCUUUAGGUCCAUAAAUUACCAUAUAGCAUAUAUUCAACACAAAAAAACAGUGGCAAUUUGUUGUUGACAAAGGACAGCUGGACAUAGAAAGGGCCCCAUUACCUUCAGUAGCUUAGGUCCUCAUCAAACCUAAAUCCGGCCCUGGAUGCUGCAAAGACGCAAGGUUAGAGCUGGGGUCUGCGCCCACCUGUCCAGUUGUGACAUCCUUCUAUUCCUCGUGUUCCGCAUCCUAGGUAUGCCGCCCGACACGACUGCGGCUGUCACUACCAGCUCCGGGUGGAGCUUCUUUCCGCAGACUACAUUGUCCUGCAAGAAUUUCACCCCGAAGACGUGGUCAUUGAACCGUGGAGCGAUGCAACAUGGCACGAGGUGAAGGCAUCAGGGUGGGGCAGGGGAAAGGGGUGGGCGUGGCAUGACUCUGCCUUCCCCCAGAGCACAACCGCAAGCUGGGCAUUUGUUUUUUUCCGGUUUCUGGUCCUCGUGGGGCUCGUGUAGUCCAGCAUCCUACAAAGUGGCCAGUUCGAGGGCAGAAACAGCGAUCUCCCUACCUAUGAUUUCCAUUAACUGAUAUUCAAGUACACCAGUUGAUUUAUUUAUAGAAAUAUAUUUGUAGACCACUAUUCGUUUGAAAUAAAAAACCCCACCAGAGUGGCUUAAAAACAUAUAGAAAACCAUAUACAGUGGUACCUCGUGUUGUGUAACCUGCAGGUUAUGGAAUCUUUGGGUUAUGGCUGCCGCAAACCUGGAAACACUUCCAGGUUUCGCCGCUCAUGCAUGCGCAGAAGCGCUCUAUCGUGCCAUGUGUGUGCACAGAAGCUGUGCCUCUAGUUACGGAUUUUUUGGGUUGCGCACAGCACCCCGAAACAAAUCCGUAACCAGAGGUACCACUGUAGUUAAAAUCAGAAACUCUGGAAAAAUGUAUUCUUAAAAUCUGCAUAGGCCUGGAGGAAUAGAAAAGUUCAGCAGGCGUCUAAACGUCGGCACAAAAGGCGCACCUGCCAAACCUCUAGUGGCAGAGAGUUCCACAGGACUGGGCCGAUGACACGAAAGGCUCGCUUUCUUGUUGUCAAGUGAGUUGUCAAAUAACGCUCCUGCAGAGGAUGUCAGUGAUCGAGCCGGGAGAUAAGGGUUCAGGUGAUGCCUGAGGUAGCCUGGACCUAAAGUUGUUCAAGGCUUUGUAAAUUAGUGCAAGGAACUUGAACCUGGCUUGGCAGUAGACAGGCAGGCAGGGGAGAUGCUUUAACAACGGUGUCAUGUGGUCUUGACCCAUCAGCAAUCUGGCCGCAGCAUUCUGCACCAGCUGGAGUUUCCGAACCACCCACAAGGGCAGCCCCACGUAGAGCGCAUUGCAGUAAUCUUGCCCAUGGACUGCAGUGGUCAGGUAACUUUGGUAGGUCUACUCUGAGCAGGUCUACAGCCUUAAAAGAUCAGCAGAGGGCUGCUGCCUCUGUGCCUUGCGAGGCUCCUGAUGUCGCGACAUCCGAUUGGCUACCUGGAGAACAGGACGCUGGGAUGUUCGGACCUUUUGCUUCUUUAUCCCGCAAAGGUGGCCUUAUGAUGCGAUCAGGCCCAGAAACUUCACAGCAUCCAAACCUCUUCCUCUGCGCAGCCUGGAAGUCAUUUUGGACUCACAGCUGUCCAUGGAGGCGCAGGUUGAUUCUGUGUCCAGGGCGGCUGUCUACCAGCUCUACCUGGUAUGCAGGCUAAGACCCUACUUGCCCGCAAACUGUCUCGCCAGAGUGUGCAUGCUCUAGUUAUCUCCCGCUUGAACUACUGCAAUGCGCUCUAUGUGGGGCUACCUUUGAAGGUGACCCAGAAACUGCAAUUAAUCCAGAAUGCGGUAGUUAGACUGGUGACUGGGAGUGGCCGCCGGGACCACAUAACACCGGUCCUGAGAGAUCUGCAUUGGCUCCCAGUACGUUUCUGAGCACAAUUCAAAGUGUUGUUGCUGACCUUGAAAGCCCUAAAUGGCCUCGUUCUUGUAUACCUGAAGGAGCGUCUCCAUCCCCAUCGUUCAGCCCGGACACUGAGAUCCAGCUCUGAGGGCCUUCUGGCGGUUCUCUCAUUGCGAGAAGUGAGGUUACAGGGAACCAGACAGAGGGCCUCCUCGGUAGUGGCGCCCACCCUGUGGAACACCCUCCCUUCAGAUGUGAAGGAAAUAAGCAGCUAUCCUAUCUUUAAAAGACAUCUGAAGGCAGCCCUGUUUAGGGAAGUUUUUAAUAUUUAAUGCUGUACUGUUUUUAAUACUUGAUUGGGAGCCGCCCAGAGUGGCUGGGGAAGCUCAGCUAGAUGGGCGGGGUAUAAAUAAAAAAUUACUAUUAUUAUUAUUCCAUCUCUCUCUCCAGGUCUCGCACACGUUUCACGAUUACCCUCGUGGAGUCCGCCACGUCAUCCUUCACCACGGAGGCAGGGACACCCAGUGUUGGGCUGGCUGGUACGGCAUCAGAGUCACCAACAGCAGCAUAACCAUUGAGCCAGAGGUGGCAGAGUGAAAGCUCGUGGCGUGGAGAGGCUUGGCUGGAUUUUUUAGAGAGACAUAUAUACAUAUAUCUAUAAAACCUCCCUUUUCCGCACUUUCUUUCUUUCGCAUGCUUGAUGGGCGAAGCAUCCCUUCCUCUCCCCUUUAAAUUUGCACAGCUGGUAAUCCUCUUCCAUCCCCGCCCUUGAGAAGGAUCCCUUUUUUUGAAGACAACCUGUUUUUGGCAGUUUAUUUAGAGCAAGCUGGCUCUCGCAGCGCUGAUUGGCUAGCCCUUGUGUCGGUCAUGGCUGUGUGCAGCGCUGAUUGGCUGGCCUGUGUGUCCGCAGUUCCUUUACGUCUUGAGAGCAGAGUUGGCGUUUAUGUCGGUCAUAAAGCCAGUUUUUUUAUUUUAAAAAUAUAUCCCAGAGGACCAAAUAAAUGCCCACACUUGAAAAAGAAAGUUAUCAGCCAGCUUAAAAGAAAGUUGGGGGAUUUUUAGUGGUGGGGGGAGGUAGGCAGAGAAGAGGGGAAACAGCCCCAUCAAUUUGGAGGCAGGCCUGCAAGGGAGAUGCAGUAGUUCUGUAGGAGCACACCUGUUCAGGUAAGGCUGGGGAAAACUCCUGCCUGAAGCCCAGAGAGCCACUGCCAGUCAGUGUAGGAAGCACUGACCUAGAUGGACCAACAGGAAAAGGCACCUUCCUGUUUAAACCAGUUCUUUAUUCUAAUCAUGAGGGACACGGGUGGCGCUGUGGGUUAAACCACAGAGCCUAGGACUUGCCGAUCAGAAGGUUGGCAGUUCGAAUCCCCGUGACGGGGUGAGCUCCUGUUGCUCGGUCCCUGCUCCUGCCAACCUAGCAGUUCGAAAGCACGUCAAAGUGCAAGUAGAUAAAUAGGUACCGCUCUGGCAGGAAGGUAAACGGCGUUUCCGUGCGCUGCUCUGGUUCAUGGCUUAGUCCUGCUGGCCACAUGACCCAGAAGCUGUACGCCGGCUCCCUCGGCCAAUAAAGCGAGAUGAGUGCCACAACCCCAGAGUCGUUCGCGACUGGACCUAAUGGUCAGGGGUCCCUUUACCUUUACCUUAUUCUAAUCAUGAGGGCUAGCGUCUUCUAAUUUUUAUGGGGAGGCAGUUGCUCAUUGAGGGAGCCCUUGCUCUGUACGCAGAAGGGAUCUCUGGCACCUCCGGGUAGAGCUGGGGGCGCUCCCUGCCCGAGACCCUGGAGAUCCAUUGCCAGUCAGUGUAGACAGCGCCAAGCUGCAUGGAUCUGGUGGUCUGACUCUGCCUAAGGUGAUGUCGUCGGUUUGUAUUGGUGGCUGGGCAGAUGGCAAGCUGGAUCCUUCUCUCCAUUUCCCUGUAUGUCUGUAUGCAAACCCAACUUUCAGGUGUUCUCUGCUAUUCCUGGCUAGGCUGCAAGCAGCGAUGUAGUGGGUUUGUUCCACAAGGUGGUGGGUUGGGCCAGGAUUUCCGGAUCACUGGUUAUUGCAAGGAUGUGGUCAUGUCCUCUGGCUUUAGAGAGCAAGUCAGACCAACUUUAUGGUGGUGAAUUCUAUGAAUGGAUGCAUCAGCUGCAAUGACAAAACAAAUGGAACCUCCAGCUUUAGACGCAGUCUACCUCCAAAUACUUCUCGCUGGGCCAAAAUAGCAGCAAAUGGGAGGAAUCUGGUUCCCUGCUGUGGGAAGUUAGAGCUGGAUGGACUUUUCAUCUGAUACCAGGAGUUUUGUGCCUUCAGGCUCUGAUCGGGCGCCACACAGAGGGAAGAAUGGAAUCUGGUACCUGAAUUGUGCUGGUUUUUGUUUAGAGAACGAAUAGUACCCCCAACCUGGGUAGGGGGCAGUUGUGUGGGGAGAGGCCUUAGCUUCAGCCCAACCUAAGACUCCUGCCCUUAUGGCUCUAUUAAGAUCGGCAUGUCCCAUUGUAAAGCUUUUUCUCCAGGAGGGGCAAACCUGUUUUCAGGGUCUUAACGUCUGUCUGCUAACAUUUCUUUUCCACAGGUGUGUGGAGACAGUUAAAAUCAUGCCCUCCUCCUCACCAGCAGUGGGCAGCCUUUCUCGCUACUUUGCUGCUUAAAGUGCCUGUUCUUGUCUUGUGUUUGCUCCUUUCGCUGGAAAAAGAAAUGCAGAGACUGUUUUGGCACAUCUCAAAAAGAUCUCUGUUUUGCUGUUUUGUGAUAGUGGAGGCAGGAGAAUGCAUAUACAAGUAAUAAAAAAAACCUGUUCAAACACC
This is a messenger RNA of Podarcis lilfordi (Lilford's wall lizard), 17969 nucleotides long. The record is from the annotation of a GenBank genome assembly. Lineage: Eukaryota; Metazoa; Chordata; Lepidosauria; Squamata; Lacertidae.